Molecule: messenger RNA, 1953 nt
Organism: Fusarium pseudograminearum CS3096
Lineage: Eukaryota; Fungi; Ascomycota; Sordariomycetes; Hypocreales; Nectriaceae
Exons: 3
Coding region: 1-1953 (650 amino acids)
Biological process (GO): meiotic cell cycle; positive regulation of transcription by RNA polymerase II
Cellular component (GO): nuclear chromosome
Molecular function (GO): DNA-binding transcription factor activity; DNA binding
Source: RefSeq, a predicted model, not a curated record
AUGGCAGACUUAAGAGGACACCCAGGACAUUCGAGCCUGUGGUCGAGUUAUGGAGGCUCAGUACACAUGCCGGGGCGAGUGGCGGAUCCUAUGCCGUCAACUUCAUCGCCUCUUCCGGGACGAACCAGCAGUAAUCAUAACGAAAUGGAACAUCCUUCUUACUCCUACAGCCGGUACCCCCAGGACGACCAAGAAGCAUACGACAGACCUGCUCACCCAGAAAUGGUUUCCCACCACGGCUACCCAACCCUGAAGAGAUCCUUUUCGGAGGCAGAGCCACCUGCCUACCAGGAAAUAGUCCAGGAUCUUCGCGACGACAACUCCAAGAUGUCGGCUAGCCACGAACACAAACUGCUGGCCUUCAAGAGAACGCAGGACAAACACACAAUUGUCGAUUCACAAGGUCGCAUGCAGCAGCUCGAACUAUCAGCCCAACUUCAUGGAAUGUUCUUCCUCUCGGAGAUGCCUGCAAACACAUCAGAUGGCUCACUCCGACAACCUGAGUUGACUUGCUAUCGAAGGAAUCUUUUCCAGAUCAGCGGCACUCUUGUCACUCCACGAGGGCAGCUUUCUGUCAUCACUGAAUCAGGCGAGACGGUUGCAGUCAGCAAUAUGGAGGUUACCAUCUCUGCUAUUGAGUCGGUUGAUGGCAAUCCUGUUCGAUUGAUCGUCAUUCCGUGGAAGACCCCCCCACCAAACUCCCCAGAGACAAACCAGAGCCCCGACCAGGAGCCACAAUCUCUCCCCCUGAUUCCUUUCCAAGAUGACGGGUCAGAAUCCGAUGGCGAAUAUGCUGUUUACCCAAUUGGAUGGCGCCGACUGCAGUUUAGGAUUGCAACCGCGAACAAUGGUCGCCGAAAGGAACUCCAACAGCAUUUUGUACUGCAUCUGAAGGUAGUAGGAACACUGGCGAACGGUAACAAGACUGUCCUUACGGAAUCAACAACUGCACCCAUUGUCGUACGAGGACGAAGCCCCCGUAACUUCCAGGCCCGCAAGGAAAUCCCUCUGCUUGGAUCGAGUGCUGGCUCUCGUGGACAAGCCCUCGUGGAGACAGGCCUGGGUGUUGUGGCCGGACCCUUGAGCGCAAAGCACCAGGAAACAAAGCCAAGGGGUGUUGAUGCGCAGCUCCCACGGACAGCCUUUACCUUUAACGCGCCCAAAAUUCCCGGUACCCAAUUGGGGCCAAUCCGAUCAAACUCCUAUCCAACCUGGGGAACUCCUCCGGCUCAGGUGCCAAUGGGCCAUGUUCCUACAUCUGGCGCGGAGAAUUAUCCAGCGGCAACAAUGGGGCCCUUGACAGGCACGGCCAGUUUCCCUGCUGAGUCGCAAGGGAUGCCCAUUCAAUCAUCAAUGGAGCCUCCCGCGCCUCUUUCCAUGGUGUCCAACGAUUCAGAACACCCACCAGUUCGGUCCCAGUACACCUAUAUGCAGACGACGACUGCCCCUCCGCAAUUAUCUAUACAGACAACUCCGCUUGGAGGCCAUGAGCAGGCGAUGAACAUCCCUCGUUAUGUCGAUAACCCGAGACCAUUGAAGAGCCCCCGGCAUAUGAGCCAUCCUUCGAUAAGGAGCUCAGGCUCCGUAGCGAACAACGAGCCAUCUCCGGAAUACCGAUACGCCCCUUAUGCUCCCGUGCACCCGAGUCCUAGUGAGGUUGCCCAGCCAAGCUACCACCCGGAGACAUCUGGGCCACCCUCGGUGCCUUCGAGGGACUACUAUGCGCCUCCGCAUACCUGGACGUCAGCAGCUGGAGAGCACAACACAAAUUUGGCAUACGCCAACAACGAAACUCGACCAUACCCCUUUCCACAAGACGAGUAUAAGAAUACAACGACUGGGACGUCGCCCACGAAGACAGAGCCGAGCCAACCACACCCUACAUCAGUCUACAACGGAACCGCAAGGGGCUCGUUCGACACCAUGCAUCAAUAUUCUUGGAACGGCAAUUAG